Messenger RNA from Daldinia childiae, 801 nucleotides. RefSeq names its product putative glycoside hydrolase family 92 protein. The record is from RefSeq and is a predicted model, not a curated record. Lineage: Eukaryota; Fungi; Ascomycota; Sordariomycetes; Xylariales; Hypoxylaceae. Bases 1 to 801 code for a protein of 266 amino acids. The transcript has 3 exons.
AUGUGGUAUAUUACCAGAGAUCAGCUCCAUUGGGAUACAGCUACCAUAAUCUUGGAUGCUUGGGGGUCAAAUCUAACAGACGUGAUUGGCACUGAUACAUCCCUCCUUGUAGCUUUAGACGGUGACCUAUUUGUUAACGCCGCAGAGAUUAUGAGAUGGGAAGGUGGAUGGGUUGAGGAGGGUGCCAAACCUUCGGGGACGUCAGGAUUCUCUAAUCAGCUCUACUGGCUAUUUGCAAGACAGUCUAUCAUAAUCGGCCAGGCUAACUAUGGGCUAGCUAGCAUUAAGGCUCUCUUGUCGUUUGCGGUAUACCUUGACGACGUCGCAAUGUAUAACUAUGCGCUCAAUGCAUAUCAAAAUGAUUUAUGUGCCGGUGCUCUCGGAAAUUGGGACACAGAGACUGGACAGGGCGCCGAAACCGGCAGGGAUCAAGGCCAUGCUACGACAGCGCUCGGUUGGGCUGCCGAAGCCUCUCGAGUAGUUCAGUCCCAGGGAUAUGAUAUCUACUCGCUUCACGAUAACUUAAUCCUCAAGGGAGCCGAAUAUACUGCCAAAUAUAAUCUAGGUUAUGAGGUGCCAUACGACCCAAAGUUUUACCGGUGCGAAGCAAUUCUAGUCAACGGCCCUUGGAGUAUGCCUUCAAACAUUAGUCGCGGCGCUGCCAGCGGACCACAUGUAUGGGAUAUAUUUUAUUAUCAAUAUGUCAUCAAGAGAGGCCUCGACGCACCAUAUGUAUCAGAAGCCAAGUCAGCUCACGAUGCAGCUGGUGGUGAACAGACCAGUUGGUACCAAACCCUUUAA